Messenger RNA from Cyclospora cayetanensis, 1140 nucleotides. RefSeq names its product probable aquaporin NIP7-1. The transcript is spliced from 4 exons. Gene Ontology annotation, cellular component: plasma membrane. Bases 1 to 1140 code for a protein of 379 amino acids. Lineage: Eukaryota; Apicomplexa; Conoidasida; Eucoccidiorida; Eimeriidae. The record is from RefSeq and is a predicted model, not a curated record. Gene Ontology annotation, molecular function: water channel activity. Gene Ontology annotation, biological process: transmembrane transport.
AUGCCAUCGAGUGAGUCAUCAGCUCCACCGGCUCUUGGUCCGCCGGCAUUGUCGGGCGUUGCAGGACGCUUGUCAAGUUUUCCUGCCCCUCCAGGCGUCUUUUCGCAGCCUAUCGAAGCAGAAUUACAAACACAGUUAUCUCUUUCAAAACAGACGCCCUAUCAGCGAUUGCAAUCUGGAAUUAGCCGAGGCGACACAGCUAUUCUUCUGGGUCAAAGAGACUUCGCCGCAACGUUGAAUCGGCCAAGGUGCUGCCUUGUGUCACUUUUGUGCACAGUUGCCGGAGGAGGCAUCGGACCAGAUGGGAGGGCAUCCACAGUAGGGCCUUCAGCAAUAUCUCAAAUGUUUUUACCUGCGCCGUCGUCUUAUGAUGGCUCAGAGUUCCCGGCCGCCGAGCCACAUCCGGAUGAUAAUCAAGAAGCACUGAGCAAGAGGCACGUGCGCAUGUUGUAUAUUAUAUUUUGCGCUCAAAAAUUCUUCUGUGAACUUCUUGGCACUCUUUUUCUUGUCACAUCCAUUGCUUUGGCAGAAAAAGGUAGCCAUGGGACCCUUUCACCGUUUUCUGUGUCUGCGGUGGUAUAUGUAUUGACAUUUUUGUUUGUGCCCAUAAGUGGAGCUCAUUUCAACCCAGCAGUGUCUACUGCGAUGUUCCUAACAUCCAAGCAGUUCCACUUCUUCGAAUAUUGCUCAUACUUCCUAUGCCAGCUGAUAGGAGGCACCGGCGGAGCCAUAAUUGGCUGGGCAAUUAUGGGAGAGCCGCUUAACAUCCUUCCUCUUGAUCCUGGGGCGUCGUCGGCUAGGUCCAUAUUCCACGAGGUCAUCCCCACAAUCCUGCUUAUCUAUACAUGUCUUGUGCUUACUUUCGCAACGAGCGCUGGGGAUGUUAGCCUUCUCACCAUCCCCUUGACUGCCUCUAUGGUUGUACUGUUCGGUGCCAUUGCCGGAGCAACAAUGAACCCCGCGGUAGCGACCGGUAUCUACAUGUCUCAUAUCAUUGUAGGGAAUUACCAUGUCCUAACUCGAGAGAUUCUGAUCGGUAUCUUAUGCCCUUUCCUGGGAGCGCUCCUUUCCGUCAUUGGCUUUGUAGUCACCCAUGCAUAUACUCAUCCCCUUGAGCUCCGCUUUAUCCAUUUUACAUAA